AUGUACUGGAAAGUUCAAGAUGAACUUAUUAAAAUUAGUGCUGACUUGGUAACAGAAAAAAUUGUAGGAGAAAUUUUGGAAACUGGGUAUUUUGCUCUAAUGGUCGAUGAAGCUAGGUCUCAUAAACAAGAACAAUUAUCUGUAUGUGUGCGGUAUACAGUUGGUCUUGAAAUUUAUGAAAGAUUUUUACAAUUUGUGAAUGUUUCUUAUGGCCAGGAUGCCAAUCAAAUUGUUUCUGCUAUUAACAGUAGUUUUAAAAAUUGUAAUUUAAACAUGAAUGCACUAAAUAUCGUAGCACAAUCGUACGAUGGUGCCAGUGUAAUGUCCGGCCAUAUUGGAGGUGUACAAGCCAAAAUUAAAGAACAUUAUCCCUGUGCAAUAUAUACACAUUGUAUGGCCCAUAGGUUGAACUUGGUUGUUGUAGACCUAUGUAAAGAAAUUAAGGUAAUUUUUGAUGCUCGUUGUGUUUUUAAUACGUUAGAAAUGAUAUACGUUCAUUUUGAUCGUCCAUCUAACAAUACCAAACUUGGAAAAAUUCAAUUUAAUCUAGGAUUGAAAAAGGAAGUAUUCUCAGAGUAUGCGACACUGGAUGGGUGUGCCGAUUUAAAAAUUGUGAAGCAAUGA
Molecule: messenger RNA, 624 nt
Organism: Aphis gossypii (cotton aphid)
Lineage: Eukaryota; Metazoa; Arthropoda; Insecta; Hemiptera; Aphididae
Product: zinc finger MYM-type protein 1-like
Exons: 3
Coding region: 1-624 (207 amino acids)
Source: RefSeq, a predicted model, not a curated record